Molecule: messenger RNA, 611 nt
Organism: Nycticebus coucang (slow loris)
Lineage: Eukaryota; Metazoa; Chordata; Mammalia; Primates; Lorisidae
Product: ral-GDS-related protein-like
Exons: 5
Coding region: 90-422 (110 amino acids)
Biological process (GO): small GTPase-mediated signal transduction
Molecular function (GO): guanyl-nucleotide exchange factor activity
Source: RefSeq, a predicted model, not a curated record
CGCUACUCCCUGAUUUAUCCGACUUCCUUUCCCCUCUGCAAAGGGAAAGCUCCAGGGCAUAUGAAAAACUCUGUGCAGAAGAUGGUGGCAUGAGCCGGGGAAAGCUGCUAAAGCGGGGCAUCUCCAAGCUGGCCAGCAUGGAAAGAAACCCCCAGAGAGCCCAGAUGAGGCAGCGGAGACGGAAGGGCAUCAUUCCCUAUCUUGUGAUCUUCCUGAAUGAUCUAAUCCGGCUGCACCAGUGGACACACAAUGAUCUGGCUGCCUUCAAGAUCCUCCAGCAGCUGCAGUUGCUGCAGGUGACUGCCAAUAAUUUCGGUUUUCAACCGGACAAAGAAUUUCAGUCCUGGUUCCAAAGCAUGAAGCCACUGGAGUGGUACAGUAGCCACAGCUUCUCCUGGGAGCCAGAGCCACCAUUUGAAUAGGCCAACAAGAACAUCAAGGUCGAGGAGACCUGUCCUGGGACUGUGUCCACCUUUGAGCUACCUUCAUUUACUCUCCCCUGCCACUCCCUUACACCCCCUGGAAACAUGUUCAUUACUCCGCCCUGACACUCCCUUUUCCUGUCAUCUAUACUCCCUAGUCCUUGCUCCUCAUUUCUGGCUUUUACUUAG